This is a messenger RNA of Thunnus maccoyii (southern bluefin tuna), 1384 nucleotides long. RefSeq lists its product as uncharacterized. The transcript has 3 exons. Lineage: Eukaryota; Metazoa; Chordata; Actinopteri; Scombriformes; Scombridae. The record is from RefSeq and is a predicted model, not a curated record. Bases 14 to 439 code for a protein of 141 amino acids.
GCGACUCCAGCGGAUGAGAGAGGAGGAGGAACAGAGAUGGAAAGUUGAACUGGAGCGUUUGCGCCUGGAGGAGGAGAAGAGGCAGGAGGAGGAGUCCAAGAGAUUACAGGAGAUGGAUGAGAGUGAGAGGAUUGAGUACCUCCGCAGGAAGGAGCAGGAGGAGGAGGAAAGGAGGAAUAAAGAGGAGGAGCGCAAAAGGAGAGAAGAGGAGGCCGCUUUGUGGGCUGCAGAGGAGUCCAGGCUGCAGGCGGAGCUACUCACCAGGCAAAUGGCGCUUUUGCAGCAGCAGUUGGCCUUUAAAAGGGGUCUACUGUUGGAGGCUGGGGGUUUGGAAAAAACUCAGGGUAUCUCCAGACCGUGGAUAUACUCUUAUUUCACUUUGUUACAGCUACUGGGUCUAAAUCCCACUAAAGCAGAGACCACAACCCCUGACCUUUAACCUCCAUUUGUGACCAUGAUGGACAACUGGGAAAAUAAUUUUUGUUUGAUGAAAUGGGUCAUUUCUUUUUGAAGUGAUUUUCAGUGAUGGGAGACUAAUGGGAUGGAAAAAUAUCUUCUCCAUGUGUCAAAUAUAUAUAGGCUACUACCUACUUUUUUAAAAUUUCUUUUGUUUCUAUAAAAGACAGUACAAAAGUUUUAAACCAUGUUCCUUUUGUAUUAUUUUCUGUAGAUUUACAGAACAUAAUUAUUUCUGUAGAUUUACAGAAAAUAAUACAGUUUAUAUGAAUCUCUUCAAAUUCCUCUCUGAGUCAGUGAGAAAGGAAAUACAGAAAGUAGCCCUUUGGAUUAGCCAUUGUAACUAGGCAGGCUAACUGCAUAGGGUCUGGGACAACUUAAUUGCAUAGACAGCUGACCAUUUGGUCAAGCCGAGGGAGGGAAAAACCCCUCCAAGGAGUUAACCCUGGAUCUAAAGAGCUGGUUAUGACUUUAGGCUGGAUGGCAGAACUCCCGUCAUCUCCUGUGAUGAGACAAGAGUGAGACCAGCAAAGAUAUUGAACUUCCCCCUCAAGACAUCCUUUAAUGGUUCAAAAAUAGCUCCAAGAUGAAAGUUGUAGUGAUGUCCAAGAUGUUACCUGGCAGUCACCUGGACAUCCUCUCUUGGUGUUCUAGCAACAUCAAUGAAUAAAAGCUUAAACAAAUGUGUUGAUUUGUUUUGAGUGUAAUAGGAUUUUGAAUAUAUCAUGUGACAACUUUGCCAACUUAUGCUCAACUUCUAGCAGGGGAACACAAAUGACCAGCACAGUAAGGCACAAUCAAGAUGUAGCUGAUUUUCACAUAGUCAUUUGUCAUUUGGGACCAAUCAAUUGCAAUUGCAUAAUGGAAAAGAAUCUAAACAUUCAAGUGUCUAAAACUUGUGCACAGUACUGUAGCAGUGUGUGCUAAG